Aspergillus puulaauensis is the source of this 792-nucleotide messenger RNA. RefSeq lists its product as uncharacterized. The transcript is spliced from 2 exons. The record is from RefSeq and is a predicted model, not a curated record. The coding region runs from base 1 to 792 and encodes 263 amino acids. NCBI's taxonomy places the organism in Eukaryota, Fungi, Ascomycota, Eurotiomycetes, Eurotiales, Aspergillaceae.
AUGGUUGACCAAAACGAAAGCGCUUUUUUGGCGAAACUCCCAGUGGAGGUUCGCUGUCGAAUCUACGAACUGGUAUUUGGAGACAAGAUCAUCGUAUUCAAGGGCAACAGCGAGCCAAAAUUCGGGCAUUGUCUUUGUCCUGUUCGAGGCCAAAAGUGGCACUGGCUCAGCUGGGACAAACCACCCGCCAUAUCUUGUAGGUGUAUAUGCCACGAAAACGACGGCCGAACUCUGCGCCUUCCGCUGCUCCUGGCCUGCCGCCAAAUCUUUUCGGAGUCUGUGCAUAUCCUGUGGUCCCAAAAUCCGAUUCAUGUCCAGCUGGUGACUGGCCCAUUGGACUUUGGCUUGUUUUCUGACCUUCGAUCCACUAUACCGUCUGCCAACUUCCACGCAGUCCGCUCGCUUGAGAUCUCGGUCUUACAUCCACUCGUUAGAAGACGUCCUCAGACCCUUGAUGACGAGUGGUUUAGCGGCUGGACGAGCACUUGGGAUGUCAUCAAAGGAAUGAACGGACUUGUUAAUAUCCAGGCCUGGAUAAAGAUGGACCAGGAACUAGGAGAGGAUUAUAUGACUGCCGAACAGGAGGCAAUGUUAUUUGCGCCGCUAAUGGGACUAGACUGGCUACGGGAUUUCAAGGUCGAGGUAACAUGGCCGGCAAAUGAAGGCUCUGAAAGCUUCCUUCGUGGUGCGCCAUUUGAUCUUGCUAGGAAUAACGACCCAAUACCGGGGAAGCCCGUCUGGGUUGAAGUCCAUGAAUAUCCUGCACGACUUCGCACAAGGGCCGUGGCUUAG